Aricia agestis (brown argus) is the source of this 4708-nucleotide messenger RNA. It is a transcript of the gene Iml1, whose product is annotated as GATOR complex protein Iml1. Bases 175 to 4680 code for a protein of 1501 amino acids. The record is from RefSeq and is a predicted model, not a curated record. NCBI's taxonomy places the organism in Eukaryota, Metazoa, Arthropoda, Insecta, Lepidoptera, Lycaenidae. Gene Ontology annotation, cellular component: GATOR1 complex; lysosomal membrane. Gene Ontology annotation, biological process: cellular response to amino acid starvation; negative regulation of TORC1 signaling; positive regulation of autophagy. Gene Ontology annotation, molecular function: GTPase activator activity. The transcript has 26 exons.
GUGAAUUAUCUAUUAAAUAAUAUUAAACAUGAAUUUACAAGUGAAAUGAAUAAAGCUGAACAAAAAAAUUAAAAUGGUGUAUUGUGCCCUGUCAUCGGUUACGAUAUUCUGUUAGAAUUUAUUAUAGGUCUUUUUGCUACAUUGUAUACCUAGCUAUCUAAUGUAGACUUGAGAAUGAUGAAGUCAUUUAAGCUUAUUGUGCAUCAAUCUAGUUUUAGUGCCGAAGAUCUAAUUAUCAAUUUAAAAGAUUAUCCAGGAUUGAAAGAAAAGGAUAUAGUAGAAAUAUAUCACCCUGAAAAUGAUUAUCCUCGGUUGCUGUUACAAGUUACAAAAGUGGACUCGCCCGGAAGAGGCAGAGAUACAAUAAGUGUAGAACAUAGCAUUGCUACCACAUUCCAACUAAGAACAUUUGCUGAUGUUUAUGUUAACAUUGUGAAUGUAGCCGAUGUUGCCUUGGACUCCGUUGAACUCACAUUUAAAGACCAGUACAUGGGAAGGUCUGAAAUGUGGAGAUUGAAAAACCAUUUAGUAAGCACCUGUGUAUAUCUCAAUAAGAAGAUAGAAUACUGUGGUGGAGCCAUAAGAUGUCAGGUCUACGAAAUGUGGUCGCAGGGAGAUAGAGUAGCCUGCGGUGUCAUCACCGAAGACACCAAAAUUGUGUUCAGGUCUUCAACAUCCAUGGUGUAUCUGUUUAUUCAAAUGUCUUCGGAGAUGUGGGAUUUUGAUAUACAUGGUGACUUGUAUUUUGAAAAAGCAGUCAAUGGUUUCCUUGCUGAUCUGUUUACUAAGUGGAAGAAAAAUGGCAGCAAUCAUGAAGUUACAAUAGUCCUUUUCUCAAGAACGUUCUAUAAAGCUAAGUCAUUAGAAGAGUUUCCCCAACACAUGAAAGAGUGUCUCCAAAAGGAUUAUAGGGGGAGGUUUUAUGAGGAUUUUUAUAGAGUUGCAGUCCAAAACGACAGAUAUGAAGACUGGUCAAAUGUACUGCUUCAAUUGAGAAGACUGUUUACCGACUAUCAGAAAAUAGUGUUGCAGUACCAUGAAAGACCUAACAUGGAGAUUCCUACCGCAAUCAACUCAACAGCAGCACAAGGCAAUUUCCUUGAGGUCCUCAACAUGAGCUUAAAUGUCUUUGAAAAACACUACUUGGACAGAUGUUUCGAGAGAACCGGUCAGUUGAGUGUGGUCAUCACACCUGGGGUGGGAGUUUUCGAAGUGGACAGAGAACUGACUAACGUUACAAAGCAGAGGAUCAUCGAUAAUGGUGUAGGCAGUGACUUAGUAUGCGUUGGAGAGCAGCCUCUGCACGCUGUGCCUCUUUUAAAGUUCCACAACAAAGACAGCAAUCUUAACUCCAUAGACGAUUACUCUAUGCCCCAUUGGAUUAACUUGUCAUUCUAUUCGACGAACAAAAAGGUUGCUUACUCGAAUUUUAUACCCCGUAUCAAGUUACCUCCACGUAAGAGUCAAGAGCCUUUGAAGAAAAUGUAUGAGGAUGAUAAAGGCAAGCUCUUAAAGGAUGAUGAUUAUAUGCACAACUCGGAUCUACUCUUCGAUUAUGAUGCGUAUGACGCGCAAGUUUUUCAGCUACCUCUUGCGCAUGGGACUUGUGUACAAAGAGUAAGACAACGUACAAAGAAAACAUCAGUAGCCGGCUUAGAAACAUGCAGAAAGAGUCCCCCUGUGUCGGCGAUAAGGAAAAUGUCCGACCCCGACAUACAUCACAGCUUGAGUGAUAUCUUUUCAAAUGGUAGCAAAUACUCCGACUCGGGCACAGACUGUACGGACUGGGGCGGGGGCGGGGCCGGCGGGGGCGGGGCCACUGGGGCCGGGGGGCGCCUCUCCCCGCGCGCGACGCACAAGCCCGUCAAACGCACUGGCCGAGCUCUCAUCAACCCGUUUGAUCCCUCCCACGUCACUGUCAAACUGACGAGUAAUAGGCGCCGGUGGACUCACAUAUUCCCAAAAGGUCCGACGGGCGUGCUGAUACAGCAGCACCACUACCAGGCGCGGCCGGCGGGCGAGGCGAGCCGCGAGCGUGAGACCAACGACAACACCGUCACCACAUACAACCACAACGGCGUCUGCCAGGUCGAUGGGAACGUGAUGUCAGGUCGCAAGCGCAUGAUUAGUGCCUCUGGUGCUCUGGCCGUGUUGGGCACUUCUCUGGGCACGUCUUUGGGGACGCCCUCAACCACAAACAACGCCUCAUUAGCGCUGCUGUGGGGCGCCACUGGAGAACAGGAGUGGACUCCCGCUCUUACUACAGGUGUCGAUUGGAAGUCCCUGACUAUACCGGCCUGUCUGCCGAUAACUACGGACUAUUUCCCCGACAAGAGGUCACUGCAGAACGACUAUUUGGUGUCGGACUACAAUCUGUUGCCUGACGACGUAAACGCUGACUUCGCGAGGAACAGAGCCAUUUAUAAGGAACCGUUGAAGACCAAUGAAGUUUUCAAGGAGCUGGUUUCGCAGAGAUUGGCGCAGGGUUUCCAACUAAUAGUGGGCGUGAACGAGUCAGCGGUGACGACGCCCGGUACGCACGCGCCGCCGUCGCGCGUCGCGCCCACCACCGCGCCCGUGCCCGCCAAAUGCUACUUACUGUCGAUAGGACGAGUCUUCCACAAACUGACACUAGUGGGCUCUACCAUCACUGUCACAAGAUAUAGACCGAGACAUCCUUACCCCCCGUUCAACAUCCACUACCGGUACCGGUUCCACGCGCCGUACCACGAUACCUACGAGGUGUCAUGGGUAUCCUUCACCACAGAGAAAUUAGAGAAUUAUAACUGGAAUUACAUGGACCACUACAUCUGUACGCGCGGCGACACCGACUUCGCGCUUGUAGAGUCAUCGAAAUAUUGGCGGUUCCGCACGCUACUUCUGCCUCUCAACAACCCGGCAACCAAACAGAUACUCGAAGACGAGACCACGCACUGCGACAUCUACCUCACCCCGACCAGACAGGACUUGGACAACCUCACCGAAGGAUUCCUCAAAAUGACAGAAUCCUACUUCAAUAAAGUAAAAAGACCUAACAAGCAGCGGGUGGCGGGGGGCGUGGUGUGCGGCGUGGGGGGCGGCGGCGCGGCGGACUCGGCGCUCACUAGGCGCCGCCACUCCACCUCCAUACUCACGAAAACACAGGGCGGGUCGAGCAGCUCGCCGUUCAGGGAGCGGAUCGGCAGCACUCGCCUGCCGGACCGGCCGCGCCUCCGGAUCGAUAUGGCUGUCGCAAAGACUGUUCUGGAGCGAACUCAGUCGCAAACGGGAGAAAUGGAUGAUGGUUAUGAUGAUGGGGUAAUAGAACCAAAGUUAAAAGCAAAUGCGUCGUUAGCUGAAAUUAUAGAGCGAAUGCGACAUCCCACACUUGGCGUGGGAUUCCUACAGCAAACUGUCAGUCUUCCUUCGCACACUUUUGUGUCUGUUUACGCCAUACAGUGGCUUCAGGCGAAUAUGGAAAAUAUGACGUAUGAAAAAGCAACUAGCAUCAUGGAGAAACUUUUACAAGAGAAAAUGAUAUGCCACGCGUCGGGUGAUACCCUAAAACGCUAUGUCGUCGGCUACUACAUGUAUCACAUACUACCACAGAAGAAAGAUAAAGAACUCCACGACUACGUGAAACCCCUCGGAGACUUGCAGAGUUUCGAGAACGAGUGGAUGGAAGUGGAGGUGUUGGGGGAGCGCUCCCCCCUUUUGGAGGAGAGUUCGGGGGGGAUGGACAUAGUGGGGUGCGCCCCCACCGCCGACUGGCGGAGCAUACCCGCGUUCCUCUGUGAUAACAUAGAUCCUAGUUAUAUGCAGCAUCAUGGGAGUGAUGAUAUGCCCCUAUACAAGAACACGCACCUCGACAUAGACGUGAGCAACAAGAGCGACCGCAUAGAGUGGGGCCACGCGCGCUACCAGGCCACCUUCCGGCCGGACCAGGCGUACGAGAUGUGUAUACAGUGGGCUGUGGCCAGCGGCAAUAUUGUUUCGGAGCUGAUCGUGGGCUGGGCGCGCAAAGCCCAAACCUGCAGGCAUCAGAUGGUCCCGAUCCCUGCGGACCCGCUAGCUCUGCCGUUCACUGAGAAGUCCGACCCGCUGCGGGGACCGAUAUACGUGCCGCUCAAUGAGGAACCACUGUUGAGAGGCAAGAGUGCCUUGUUUGAAGGUUUCCCCGAAGAGACAUGGCUGGAGCGUCUCUUUCUCUUCCAAGAAGCCAUAGUGGGUCGGUUCGGGUUCAUCAAGUGCACCGUAGAGAGCACCUCGCACGCGGCCGGCGUCGGCGACCACCUUUACGUGCACGUCACGGGGAAUAUGUUCAUACUCAUACCGACUACUGUCAAGACCCAGCAGAAGGGACGGACUAAGCCGGUGAACAAGCUGAUUAAUGCUGACAGAUAUCCAGUAAUCUCAGACGUGGUGCCAAGUCCACACGAAGCGUACAUCACGAGGAGCGUCAGCGGGAAGAAUAAAGAUGAUUAUGACAGCAGCAGACGGAUGGGUUUCCUGUGGUCAUGGAAUCACAUGAUAUCGAAAAAGUUGAAGUUCUCCCAAACCCCCGCUACUGGGGACGAGGGCUUCCAGAUGAGAAUGUUGCGGGACUUCAAACACUUCUGUGCGAACCAGGAGCAGCGGCUCAGCCAGUUCUGGGACCAGUGCUGGGAGCUCAGAGAGAAAGCAAUCGGCAUUAGUUGUUAAUAUUUAUUAAUAAAGGAUUUAUUACCAA